Molecule: messenger RNA, 832 nt
Organism: Cherax quadricarinatus
Lineage: Eukaryota; Metazoa; Arthropoda; Malacostraca; Decapoda; Parastacidae
Source: RefSeq, a predicted model, not a curated record
GACAGUUUAGGGCCGGUAUGUCAGUAGGAUGGCGCCAUGGUUUAUAAAGAUGGGUGUAUGUGAUAUAAGUUGGCAGUGUUGUGGCGGUUGUGGCAGCGUGACUGGUAUCUUGGAGUCUGUGGCCACGACUUACCGGUGAUUCUCGGCAUUUUAACAACAGUUAGCAAGGAUGACGGAGGAGGAGGAUGGCUUCGACCACCUGCUGACGAAGCUAGGAUUCGGGCCAUGGCAAGGAAUCACCCUCGUCACCACGUUUCUAGUGGCGAUGAUCCUGCCAUCUCACCUGAUUGGAUCACCUCUAGUGAGCGCUCCUGUGCCUUUCCGAUGCUUCACUGAUGCUCUCUCACUUGACGAUUGGCCACAGUCACUCCCAUAUAGAGAGGGGAAAGAGACAAUGAACAGCACACGGAAGUACUUCAACGGCCGGUGUCUAGAGCUCAGCAACCUCUCGGUCACUCAGGAAGACACACCAGCUCACCGCACCUUCUUCCGUCACAGGACAUACAUGUCUUCCUGUCCAUACAUUGAAUACGACAACACCAUCUUCUCUGCAACUAUCGUCUCUGAGUUUCACCUGGUGUGUGAUGAGCUACACCUGCAACCCUUCUACCAGAUGUUGUUUAAUUGUGGGCGGGAUACUUGGCAGCUUCAUAGGUGGCCACAUUGGAGACAGGUUUGGUCGCAGACGAGCAGUGCAGAUUGGUUGCAUUGCCAACAUCCUGUCAGUUCUUGGCACCACUCUAGUACCAGUCUACUCAUUCAUUCUGGUGAUGAGAAUCAUCACAGGUUGUACUUGUAUUGGAACGCUCAUCCCCGCCUGGAACAUGGGUAA